AUGGGUCCCGCACCGAGAGGCCAGCUCUGUACAGAGAAAAAGUACUCGAACCGAGUAGUGAAAACCGGACUCUGGCGAGAGAUUGAAACUCAACUUGGUUUCUCAGAGAAAGAGCUGAGGAAGAAGUGGGAUUCUCUGCGAACUGAGUACACCCGGUACAGGAAACUUGCCUGGAAGGAGAGUACUUCGAACCUCCCCAUCACGGAACGUCCGGAGGCUGCAGAAUCACCCCCCGGUGGCACCAGCAGUGGCACCAGCAAUGAAACCUCGACCAGCACCACUGAGGAGCCCUUCAACUUUGAUGCUGAGCCCUGCACUCCCCUGUUAGAAUCCACCAUCUGCACCACACCGGCACCGCUCAGAGAGAGGCCAAGCACACUCAGCACUGGAAGGCCUCCGGCGAAGCGCAGGAUGAUGCAGGAUUCGCAGGAGGAUUCCGCCGUUGAGGCAUUAAAAACAAUGCCGGCGGAGAUAAAAUUAAGACUGGCAGAGUUGGCCCCGAGUGGACCUGAUGAUGAAAUCGCUGCCCAUUGCAAAGUGUUUGAGCACAGACUGCGGCUGAUGACACCUCAUCAGAUGCAACGCUUCCUGAAUCAGAUGCAAAAUACCUUCUUCGAGUACUUAAAUGAAACCACUUUCUUUAGUCUCUAGACAUUUCACUUGUCUUCACAUGGGACUCGUUUUUUUCAACUUAAAGUUCACUCCUUUUUAAAGAUGUGGCUAAUUCUUUUUACAGACAGUUGUGUCAAUAAUUUCUUUUUUUGUAUUUUUUUUUUGUAUUGCAUAGUAUUUUUAUCGUAUUGUAUUUUUGUUGAUUGUUUACUUUUUGUAUUAUUAUUGU
Messenger RNA from Notothenia coriiceps (black rockcod), 841 nucleotides. RefSeq lists its product as uncharacterized. The transcript is spliced from 4 exons. Bases 1 to 651 code for a protein of 216 amino acids. The record is from RefSeq and is a predicted model, not a curated record. Lineage: Eukaryota; Metazoa; Chordata; Actinopteri; Perciformes; Nototheniidae.